Carassius auratus (goldfish) is the source of this 5172-nucleotide messenger RNA. Its product is annotated as collagen alpha-1(XX) chain. NCBI's taxonomy places the organism in Eukaryota, Metazoa, Chordata, Actinopteri, Cypriniformes, Cyprinidae. Gene Ontology annotation, molecular function: protein binding. The record is from RefSeq and is a predicted model, not a curated record. The coding region runs from base 163 to 4881 and encodes 1572 amino acids. The transcript has 42 exons.
ACCCGUAUCAGGUUUCACACCUAACCCAGCCGAACUACAGACAUAAACGGCAGCAAAUGGGAAGUGAGUGACCGGGACUCGAUGUGUUAACAUCUCUUACCUGUGUGGAAUGCGCCAGGUACACGCUUCAGCCUGAGGUCUUUAAUUGAUACCUGCACAUUUAUGAUGGCCCACAGCUUUCCUUCCGUCCCCUCCGAACGAACGACACUCAUCCUAGUGACGGUUCUCCUGGUGCUGGUUUCUGAAGUCCAUUCCCAAGGCCGUCUGAAGCUGACUGUUCUGUCUGAAGAUCGGCUGCAGAUCAAAUGGAAGGAGGCAGAAGGGCCGGUGCAGGGCUAUAAGGUCCGUGUGCGGCCCAUCACAGAGGUUCCUCAGCCAGAGCUGAUGCUCACAACUACACGCGGCCGGGCCACGGUGGCAGGCCUGGACCCCAGACAGGAGUAUCUCCUCCAAGUUAUGGUGCUCAAUGGGACGCUGGAGAAACUCAUGGCAAAAAGACGCUUCACUAUCGAUGGGUUGCGGGAAGAAGAGUUGAUCCGCAGCGGGAACAGAGAGCAGAAGAAGAAAACUCACCCCAUUGGCUCUGGAUCUGGAGAGGUGGAUGACGUGACGGAGGCUCUAGCAGCCCUUCCCACUGUGCUCUACCGAGAACCAGUGACUACAGAGCCUCCUGUUGUACCUGAGCUUGAGCCAGAAGUUGACAGAAACACCAAAGAAAAGAAAAAGAAGAAAGACAAGAAUCGAUCCAAGACCGAGGAUAAAAACGAUCAAGAAGAAAAUGGAGGGAAGUCAGUGAGAGAAGAGGUCUCCAUCACCAACAAACCGAGAAAAACCACGCCAACCCAACCUGUCACAGCUGUUUCCACACGAAAGCCAUUUGAAUGCAGCGCUGGAGCUCAGGCUGAUCUGGUUCUUCUGGUGGAUGGAUCCUGGAGCAUCGGCCGCACAAACUUCAGGAAAGUGCGUGACUUCCUGGAGGGUCUGGCUGUCCCCUUUCACAUUGGGCCGCAGGGUGUGCAAAUAGCAUUAUCUCAGUACAGUGGAGAUCCACGGACAGAGUGGCAUCUUAAUAACUUCACCUCUAGAGAGCCACUUCUGGAGGCCAUCAGGAACUUCAGAUACAAGGGAGGCAACACUUUCACAGGUCAGGCUCUCAUACAUGCUCUUGAGAACAAUCUGAAGGAGGAGGUGGGGGCGCGACCCAACACCCCACAGUUCCUGAUGCUGCUGACUGAUGGGAAAUCUCAAGAUGAUGCCAUUGCUGCAGCUAACAGGCUGAAGAAUGCCGGCGUAGAGAUCAUUGCUAUUGGUGUGAAAAAUGCAGAUGAGGCAGAGCUGAGGCAGGUGGCGUCUGAACCGCUGGAGCUGAAUGUGUAUAACGUGAAUGAUUUUCCUCUGCUCAGUAAACUGGUGGGAAGAUUAGCACGCAUCCUCUGUGGCAAGAUUGAAGAACGUGUUAAAGCAAAGAAAGGAAUGGAGCGUCCCACUCAGGACCCAGUUCUGUCCUAUCCCAGCCCAACUGAUCUGCAGUAUGUAGGCCUAGGGUCGAGAGAGGUGCGCCUGCGUUGGACCGUCCCUAGCAAAAGUCCUCAGCAGUACAGAGUGGUGUACCACACCGCUGAAGGACAGAGUCUGAAAGAGGUGGUGGUGAAUGGAACAGACUCCACAGUUCUGCUGACAGGACUGUCCUCACAGACACAAUACCACCUGUCCAUCUUUCCUGUCUAUGAGAACAAUGUGGGCUCUGCUCUGAGAGGCACCUUCACCACUUUACCAUUGGCGAUACCUGAGGCUCUAGAGGUCACCGCUUCCUCCUCUAGCAGUCUGCGGGUGCGUUGGCAGCCGGCCGCUGGAGCCACACAGUACAUGGCCUUAUACUCUGCACUCAACGAUGGAGAGCCUGAUGAUGCCAAAGAGGUGAAGUUUGGACCAGCUCAGACGGACGUGGAGUUGGUGGAUCUGAUGCCAUCCACAGAUUAUUCAGUCACGCUUUAUGCUCUUUAUGAUGAGGACCCCAGUGACCCAAUUACAGCCAUCGGCACCACCUUCCCACUGCCGUCUCCUCUCAGUUUGCAGUUUCCCAUGGUCAGUCACAGCACUCUGAAGGUCACGUGGGUCCCUGGAGCUGUCGAUGUUCCUGCACACCGCGUCAUCUACAGCACCAAUCACGGCAGUGAUGUCAAGCAGGUGGAGGUCAAAGGUGUGAACACAGUGUUGCUGCAGAAUCUGUCUUCCCUCUCCAGGUAUCUGGUGUCAGUUCAGUCUCUCUACGAAAAGGGCCUGUCCACUCCUAUCACAGCCAAUGUCACUACCUUAAGAGUCCCAGCUCCCUCGGAUCUGAGAGUCACUAACUUCUCCGGCAGUGACAUAACCGUGCGAUGGGAAGCGGCGGCGGAUGACGUGGUCUCUUAUCUCAUCAAAUGGAUCUCCCUCAGUGAAGGAGACCUCAGGCAGUUGACAGUAGAUGGGGAGAGUGAGGGGGCGAUUUUGGAAGAGGUUAAGGAAGAUAAGGAGUAUCAGAUUUCCCUCUCUGCAUUAUAUGCCGAUGGCGCUCAGAGCGAGGCUGUGGCUAUACGAUACAGCACCUUAUCUGGAGGUGGUCCGAGCAGUUUGUCCAUCUCAGAGGAGACAGCAGUCAGUAUGCUGGUCAGCUGGGUUCACCCCAACGCUCAUGUGCUGCAGUACCGUGUGUCAUACACUCCACUCAAUGGGGAUGCAAGGGAAAACACAGUGUCAUUGCCCGGCAUCGAGAGGCGCGUCCUGCUGCAGAAUCUCCUGCCUGACACUCGUUACAGUGUGCUGGUGACUGCUGAGUACCGCAAUAGAGAGGGUGGCAGCGCCUCAGCCCAGGGGAAGACCACAGCCAGUCUACGAGUGAGCAGCGUGAGUGUGGUGCGGUCUGACCACUCCAGUAUAUGUGUGUCCUGGAGGCCCGUGCCAGCGGUCAGUGGCUAUCGCAUAGUCAUCCAGGCCCUCAGAGAUAAACAGACUAAAGAGGAAAUAGUAGAUGCUGCUAGCAGCAGUCACUGUUUCUCUGAGCUGCAGCCGGAAACGGUCUACCGCAUCAGUGUGCACUCCCGUGUGGGAACAGUAGAGGGCGCUGCGGUCACGAUCCUUCACCCUACUGCAACUGCUCCAGUGAGAAUUCAGGUUCCUCCUCGGCUGCAUCCCAUACAAAGAGAAGUGUGUCCUGAGACGACGGUCAGAAAUCAUGUGGUUAAAGGCUUCGACAUGAUGGAAGCGUUCGGUCUUACUCAGAGAGCACACUCUACCAUUGAAGGUGUGGCAGCUGAACCUUUCAUCUUCAGCACCUUACCCAGUUACACCCUCUACAGAGACGUACAGCUGACCCAGAGCACAGGCUUCAUUCAUCCGGCUGGCUUCUCUCCAGAACACACCAUCAGCAUAGCCUUCAGGCUCUUGCAGGAUUCACCCAGGGAGCCCUUCGCCCUCUGGCAGCUCACGGACAAUGACUUCCAGCCCAAGAUGGGGGUGGUGCUGGACCCUGAGAAGAAGGUUCUGCUGUAUUUCAGUCUGGACUACAGAGGAGAGAUACAGGAACUGACCUUCGACCAGCCACAAGUCCACUCAGUUUUCUACGGAAGCUUUCAUAAGAUCCAUUUUUCGGUCAGUCAGGUGAGUGUAUCUCUGUCUGUAGACUGCCAGCGGGUUGGCGAGAGGCCCGCACGCCCCCUGGGAACUUUGCCCACUGAUGGUUUUGAGAUGUUGGGCAAACUAGUGAGGACACGUGGACCUAACAGUGGAUCUGCGGCGUUCCAGCUGCAGUCCUUUGAGAUUGUGUGCAACACUACUUGGGCAUCAGAAGACAACUGCUGUGAUCUGCCCUCACAGAGAGACGAGGAGAGCUGUCCUGCCCCUGCUUAUGCAUGCACCUGCACCACCGACGUCCCUGGAGCACCUGGAGACACAGGGCCACCUGGGAGACCUGGCCCUCGUGGGGAGAAGGGAGACAAAGGAGAGGUGGGACAAAAGGGAGAGGUGGGCCCACCUGGUAAACCGGGCCCUGAGGGCGGCUUUGGCACGCUUGGAGCUGCUGGUCCACGGGGAAUAACUGUAAUGGGCAAAGUGGGCCCACCAGGAGCAAGAGGGGAAAAAGGAGACAUUGGAAGGCCUGGGAGCCAGGGUUUACCAGGGCCCCCUGGUCAAAAAGGUGAAGAGGGCAUGCCUGGUCCUAAGGGCACCAGAGGAGUGGAGGGUAACAUCGGUAGCCCAGGAAUCACAGGCCCAAGAGGCUUCCAGGGUUUGCCUGGUCAUCCAGGGCCAAUGGGAGAGAGAGGGCCAUUAGGUCCCCUAGGGCCCACCGGUCUUCCUGGAAGUAAGGGUGAGAGAGGCGAGAAGGGUGAGCCACAGUCUCUUGCCAUGAUCUACCAACUUGUUACACAGGCCUGCGAAAAACUUGUGCACAAUGAAGUGUUGAAGUUGGAUGCUUUUCUAAAUGAGAUGAAUCGAAAGCCAGUGCCCAUCCAGGAACCAGUAGCACCACCAGGAGAGCCUGGGAUACCAGGGGGAAGGGGGCCACCUGGAGCCCGAGGCCCUCAGGGUCGACAAGGAAGCAGAGGAGAGUCUGGGAAACCAGGGUACCCUGGUGAGCAGGGACGCAGAGGGAUGCAUGGUGAGAAGGGCUCUCCAGGAGCAAAUGCGGUGGGACCACAAGGAAUAAAAGGAUUUGCAGGACCUCCGGGUGAAGCUAAAAUAGGGGAACCAGGUCCCAAAGGUGAGGCUGGUAAUGUAGGACCACCGGGUAUUCCAGGAGCUCCAGGUCAGCAAGGAGAAAUGGGUCCCCCUGGUGUAUGCGACAGCAGUGGAUGUUAUCAAGGACCCCCGGCUGCAGAGGAUCCAUUCCCUGGAUACCAGCCUUGAGUUACUGAGAAGUAGCUGUUUUACUUCAGCACUGCCAGAAUCAUCUCUCUCCCCAGACUUUGUAGAAAGACACUGUGUGACUUAGUGGAUAAAGAGAUUCUGCCAGACGUUGACUUCGAAUGAGCCAGUCGAUGGACUCUUUUGACUUUAUUUUCUCCAUGUGGAAGCUGAUCUUAUCUCAGUACUCCCAUUCUGAAAUCACCAAAGCACUGAUCAUCCUUGACCCUGUCUUCCACCCAGUAUUCAUCCUGAUCUACUGCUUGGAGACUACAGUAGAUGCAUGUGCAGAAC